This is a messenger RNA of Cuscuta europaea, 2049 nucleotides long. NCBI's taxonomy places the organism in Eukaryota, Viridiplantae, Streptophyta, Magnoliopsida, Solanales, Convolvulaceae. The record is from the annotation of a GenBank genome assembly.
AAAGGAAGAAUAUAGAGGGUGUAGGAAAGAAUGCCAGGAAGACAAGGUGACUGUCUCACAGUCACAGUGGGAGUCGAGAAAUAAAGUCAGAUAACCAACCACCCAACUCUUCUUACCUCACAACACACAGUUUAGAAGUGUGAAAUUUAAAGCUAAUGAGGAAACCCUAAUCCCAUUUUGUUCUCUUCGAAAUGCUGAACUGGUUCCUACAUUCUUUGUUACUCGCAAUCUUAUGUCUCCUGCUUCAGUCUGGGGAUUCCUACUCGGUUUCUAACUCCUCUCGGAACCUAGCUUAUGGUAAAGAAUCGUGUGAUCCCAAUUGGUUUAGUUCCCCAAAUGGUAAAAAGUGUUACAAAUAUAUAUCACACUCAGACUCAUGGGAUAAAUCUGAGACUUACUGCAAAUCUUCUGGAGGUACACUAGCGGCAAUAACAUCCCCAGAAGAGCUUCAUUUUCUUCAGAAGCUUUGUGGUGAAGUGUCUAAGAAGUGUUGGGUUGGUGGAAAGAGCAGCAAUACCACUGGGGGUUUAGGUUGGAAAUGGUCUGAAGGUACGUCCGAUUGGAAUGGGACUCUCACUCCAAACAUGCCUGACAACUCAAAUUGCCGGAAUUCUCCAUGCAACAGCCUUAAUGCAGUUGACUUCUGUACAUUACUGACAAAUAGAACUUCUGAGCUCAUAACUCAGAGUUGCAAUGUGUCUCACCCAUUCAUUUGCAUGCUUAAUGCAGGGAGCAAGUGCCACCACAUGCGGUGUCACCGGGAAUAUCUAAUUAUUCUCGAGGUUGUGAGUGGCCUAAUUCUUUGCAGUACUAUGGCUGUUGUAGCAUGGCUUCUUAUAUUUAAACGAAGCAUAAGGCGUAAGAGAUCCUGUGCUGAAUUAGCACUAGUUCCUCCAUCAUGGAAAAUCUUCACUCGUGAGGAAAUAAAGUCAAUCACUAAGAAUUUCAGUGAAGGAAAUCGUCUUGCUGGGGAUGCCAAAACAGGUGGUACUUAUGGUGGGGUUUUCCCUGACGGAUCUAAGGUGGCUGUGAAAAGAUUGAAGAGGUCUGGGUUUCAGAAAAAAAAAGAGUUCUAUUCCGAGGUUGGAAGGGCGGCAAGACUUCAUCAUCCAAAUCUUGUUGUGAUCAAAGGUUGCUGCUACCAUCACAGUGAUCGCUAUAUUGUGUAUGAGUUUAUAUCAAAUGGACCCCUGGACAGGUGGCUACACCAUAUUCCUAGAGGGGGCAGGUGUUUGGACUGGACCACGAGGAUGAGCAUUGCCACUUCUCUUGCUCAAGGAAUCGCAUUUCUGCAUGACAAGGUGAAGCCUCAAGUAGUUCACCGGGAUAUCCGUGCAAGUAAUGUUCUCCUUGAUGAAGACUUUGGUGCUCAUCUCAUGGGUGUCGGUUUAUCCAAAUUUGUCCCGUGGGAAGUAAUGCAGGAGAGGAGGGUCAUGGCUGGUGGGACCCACGGAUAUCUUGCUCCGGAGUUUGUUUACAAAAAUGAGCUUACCACAAAGAGCGAUGUCUAUAGCUUUGGAGUGCUUUUGCUUGAGAUUGUUAGCGGUCGUAGACCUGCUCAACUCGUUGAUUCAGUCGGUUGGCAGAGUAUAUUUGAGUGGGCCACGCCCCUGGUCCAAGCCCAUCAUUACAUGGAUCUGUUGGAUCCUCUUAUAUCAUCAUCAUCAUCUUCUUCCUCGCAGGUUCCGGAAGUAGGAGCAGUUCAGAAAGUAGUAGACCUUGUAUACUCUUGCACACAACAUGUUCCGUCCAUGCGCCCCAGAAUGUCACACGUUGUACAUCAACUGCAACAGUUGGCUCACCCCCCUACCAUUGUAAAGAAUGAAUCUGUUAGUUUCUUGGCUAAGUUGUAGACUUGUAGGGUUAAAUGCGGAUUGAACUGUUAAUCCUGCCAAAUCAUUGUGUUUCUUGGGAUCGACUCCUUAUUUCUUCCUGUUUCAGAACAAAUAUUUGUAACCCAAGUUAAGGAGUAAGUUUGCUUUUACUUUAGAGAAAUGAUUAAUUAUAGAGAUUAUAUUGAAAAUGCAUAAUAGAAAAAGUUGGUAGUAU